Chilo suppressalis (striped riceborer) is the source of this 1155-nucleotide messenger RNA. The record is from the annotation of a GenBank genome assembly. Lineage: Eukaryota; Metazoa; Arthropoda; Insecta; Lepidoptera; Crambidae.
AUGACCCUAGUCGGUGCCAUUUUAGAAAAGGUAAAAUCUAACACAAGUGUCAAUAAGAAAUAUUAUUCCCCGCCUCCCGAAAAUGUUGAAAAUAUAGAGGUGCCCUUGAAAAAAUCUCAUAAGAAAAAAAUAUGUCACUCCAACCGCGUCCGCGCCAAAGUCGACACCUCUCCCUUACCCCUAGACACAACGAGAUGGUACCGCCAUCUAACCGAGUUCCGGAGCAGCGUGUUGCGUAUCAACAACGAGAAUAUGGAGCUUCUUAGAGCUAUAAAGGAGGCGCAUUUCAAAAGCGGAAAAGUAGAUUGCAGAUGGGAAGCGUACCCUGAGAGAACCCUUAAUCAUUAUAACAAUAGAGUCCAUUUCUACCAACGAAUGAAUAAAGCUAAUGAAGAUAUGCACAGACGAAUAAUGAAAAGUGGUCCCAAAGUGGUCACCACUGCGGAUCACCGUCGCGACUGGGCGAAGAACCGUCGGAAAAUCAUAGAAGGAGCGCAAGCUAAGUUCGUGCUGUUCCCGCCAGUGCCUCAAGCAUGCUUAGAGGACGAAGCCUUCGCUGCACCACCAGGAUUUAAACGACCUAGAGUGUACAUAACGUUGCGCAUUCGCGGCUGGGCGGUGAUGGGCGUACUGACUGCUGAGCUGUUUACCGACGUGUGUCCCAAUACAUGCCGUUUGUUCGUCGAGCUGAUGGAUGGAGAUGGCUCGGGAUUUGGUUACGUGGGCACCUGCUUCUUUAGGAAGGUUCCUGGCCUGUACUGGAGCGGUGGGGAUGUGUCCCACAACAACGGGUUCGGUUGCUACGCGCAGUGCGGUCGCACCGUGCCUAUAGGCGCUGAAAACUUUCACUUUUCGCAUUCAAUGCCGGGACUGCUAUCCAUGUGUGUGACCAAGGACAACGAAAUGUGUGGCAUAUUCAACAUCACCUUCAAGCCAUUGCCACAAUUCGACCUACACAACGUUGUAUUUGGAAGGAUAGUGCGCCCGUGCCGCACUUACGAGAGUAUCUCACAGCUGGGGUCUGCUCUUAGUACGUGGCCGGUCGUGGAAGUCAGUGCCACGCGCCGGCAGUUAGAAAACGGAUGGGUGUGCGGCGCGCCGAAUACCAGGGUGCUAGAUAUAAGAAGGCUGCAUCGCAAACGACACGAACAAUAG